AUGAAGACUGCAUGCCGCUACGAUGCGGCAACCUCUUUUCUGCCAGCAGGAACAGCGCCUGCUGGUGCUACUGUUGCUGAUGCUAUGCACAGCAAGAUUACCGAAUUUCCGUGUAGCAGCUCCUCUGAUGCGGCAGUGGCAACCAAUGCAGCACAGUACCGCAGGGAUCUCACUGAUGGGCCACAUGGCAGCGUGUAUAGCGACAACAGCAAACGCCGCUCACAAAAUACCCGAAUAUGGGUGCGAAAGUUUUUGAACCUGCGGGAUCCUGAGGAGCCCAGGCCUGAGCUGUUCGAUGUGCGAUGGAAGGACUCUGAGCCGAAGGUGGAGGUACUUGCCCUCAAGGUGUCUAUGACUUGCGUCUUCGCUCCUGACGGUACAACAGAGCCAGCCACCCUCCUCCAAGUACUGCCAGCUACCAUAGUGCAGUUCCUCGAGCACGGAAAAGCCCUUGUAGCUUAUGACGACCCCCUCCACAGCCACCGCUUCCUUAGGCGGUCAGUGCUUGGGAUUUUGCAGCGCGUGGGGAGCAGCGGGAGUGGCGCUACUACUGCUGGCGCCAGCACAAACAACAGCACAGGCAGUGGAAAUAUGAUUGCUGUGCAUGCACAGCCAGCCACAGAUUAUGUCUUGGGACAGAUCCUGGACGCCUCCGCCCUCAUUGGGGCGGCCCGCGUUACCGUAAAGGGGAGACCCAAGAAGAAAGGCUUUGAGGGAGUCAUGCAGCGCCACGGAUUCAAAGGGGGCCCCGCUACCCAUGGCUCAAAACAUCACAGGGGCCCCGGGUCAACGGGGGCGGGGACAGACCCUGGACGGGUUUUGCCAGGCACGCGGAUGGCUGGAAGAGACCCGAAGCAAACCAGCACAGUGCGGGAUUUGCUUCUUCUGGGUGUGAAUCUUAAGACUAACGCGCUGUUGGUGAAGGGCGCGGUGCCUGGACACCCCGGGAAGACCAUUUUAAAGGUCCAGUGGGACAGAGCGAGGCAGCAGCACCUAGAGCUGCGCCAGCGGCUGGCCAAGGUGGCUGCAGAGGAUUUCUUGCAGCAGAAAAAGGGGCGCGCUACCUAG
Cyclospora cayetanensis is the source of this 1068-nucleotide messenger RNA. RefSeq names its product 50S ribosomal protein L3, chloroplastic. The record is from RefSeq and is a predicted model, not a curated record. Gene Ontology annotation, molecular function: structural constituent of ribosome. The transcript has 6 exons. The coding region runs from base 1 to 1068 and encodes 355 amino acids. Gene Ontology annotation, cellular component: ribosome. Gene Ontology annotation, biological process: translation. Lineage: Eukaryota; Apicomplexa; Conoidasida; Eucoccidiorida; Eimeriidae.